AUGUUAUCUCGAUUCCCGACAGACGGUCCUACGUUGGACGAGGACGCGUUGGAGGAAAAUUUGGUUGGUUUUCCAACGAGUAACAUAGUGGUCGGAAGUAGAGAACCAGAACAGAUUUAUCAUAUUCAUCCGAACUCGAGUAACUCGAGUCCCAUCUCCCUUCAGACAUUAAUUGAUUGGCAGGGUGAGGACCCCAAGAUCCAAGAGAUUGUGUCCAACUUUACGUCAGAUAGUCCGGCGUGUAACACGCGACUAAAUCGACUUGAAAAAUUCGAUAAUCUGAUUUAUGAGGAGGGUCUCCUUAAGAAAAGGAAAGUAGGGAAUAUUUCGGAUAAUACGAUGAAGUACAUGGUGGUGGUACCCGUUGACAAACAGGAGCAUAUCUUGUGGCGUUAUCACGACCACGUCCUGGCGGGACAUCCGGGAUGGAAAGAGACAUAUAGGGCGAUAACAAAUAGGUUUUAUUGGAAAUCGGUACGGGAGUCUACCCGGCGCUACGUGGCAGCUUGCCACAUAUGCGAGUGUACCAAACCAUUAGAUAACAAAAUCGAUGUCCCGUUACGUCCUAGAAAACCAACCCAACAAUGGGAAGUGGUUAGUGUCGAUUUGAUGGGACCUUAUGCACGCACAAGUCGGGGUAAGACCAACAUCCUAGUAGCCACGGAUUGUCACAGUAGGUGGGUCGAAGCGUAUCCCUUGGGGGCGGCAACAUCCGCCGUGAUUAUCCAAACCUUGGAAAGGGAGUUGUUCGCAAGAUUCGGUUACCCACGGGUGCUAUUAAGCGACAAUAUCCCUCAGUUUACCUCGGACGUGUGGACAAAAGCACUCGACCGAUGGGGGGUGGAGGGUUGGACUACCCCAGUAUACCAUCCGAGGGCUAAUCCGGUAGAAAGGCGUAAUCAGGAGCUGAAAAAGGGCCUUCGGGCACUAUUGGUGAACGAUAGUCAUCGUUCGUGGGACCAGAAACUCUCCGCGGUUCUGUUUACAUUUUACCGGAAGAACGACAGGACCGGCGUUUCACCGUCAGUUUCGGUGUUUGGACACAAAACCAAAAGUCCGGGAGAUUGGGCACUAAUCGUGAAGUCCGAUAGUACGCCGCGGGUUCCGGCAACAUUGGACAUCAUUACGGUUGCCGAGAAAUCGAAGGAGAACCAGCGAGCGUUUGCCGCCGGGGACCAGGUUUUCGUUAAGGCACACCCACUUUCCAAAGCCGAUCAGGGUUUCCACGCGAGGGCUGCACCGGCGAGUCCACCGGCACCGACGGACCGUCGGCCCAUACCGGGGCCAGUCCGCCACACACAGCGGACGGUCCGGAAGGCGACCAAGGCGCCAACGGCGAAGCCACAACCGCGGCCGACACGCGCAGCACAGGGACCAGCGCUGGCCAGUGCCUUGCCACCGGUGCACAGGCGUCCAAGCCAGCAGCAACGCCGGAGGCUGCCGACCGUCCAGCCGCGGCCACAGCCGGCAACUGCCCAACCACGGGCACAGCCGCCAAUCGCCCGACCACGGACACAGCCGCCAACCGUCCGACCACGAACGCAGCCGACGGCUGUUCAACCGCGGGCCCAGCCGCCAAACGCCCCACCACGGACACAGCCACCGCCUCCAGCCCCGAUCCCGGAACGGCAGCCGGAAACCCCGGUGGACGCUAUUCCCCGGGAGGGGACCCCGAGCGUAGACGAGGAUGCUUGUCAGGCCCCCCCUCCAACGGUCGUGUCACACGAACCAAUGGAGGUGGGCGGUGACGACAUCUUUGUCGAUAUCGAGGCCCUAUACCAAGAAUAG
Aphis gossypii (cotton aphid) is the source of this 1788-nucleotide messenger RNA. RefSeq lists its product as uncharacterized. Lineage: Eukaryota; Metazoa; Arthropoda; Insecta; Hemiptera; Aphididae. Gene Ontology annotation, molecular function: nucleic acid binding. Gene Ontology annotation, biological process: DNA integration. Bases 1 to 1788 code for a protein of 595 amino acids. The record is from RefSeq and is a predicted model, not a curated record. The transcript has a single exon.